AUGAGCCCAGCAGGCCACCGCUGGCGAGCAACGGCGAUGGCGGGCGUGAGCAGUGCCUCGACAGUUUCCAUCCUCAUCCUGUGCGUCUCUCUCGCUGCUGGAGCCAAAAUCCGAAAAUACCGCCAGGUGAUUCCGUCGUUUCACGCUGACCUCCUCGACACCCAUGUGACCUCGGUUGACCUGUCGAACGUAGUCUACAGCUUCGCCUGUGCAGCCCAGUGUUCUCGCAACAGUUGCUGUCGCCUCGCUUGUCGAAAUGGUUCAGAAUGCCAGCUGUACGACAUCAAGGUAGCCGACUACUGGCCUGGGCUCCGACGACCCUACAGCUGUGACCUUCAACAGUUGUAUCACCGCCUGGGUUCCCGACCCCGACCAAUCCUGCCGACCAACCUAUCCACGUCAUCGGUGAGCGAGGGAUCAGACACGAGGAAGUCAGUUGACGGGUUUAUCGGGAAUGAAAACGCGUCGUAUCCCAAUGGCUCACUGAAUCAGAAAAUCAGCCUUUCCGAGGAAACUCGUCAGCUCAGCCCAUACAGAGUGAAUCUGGAAGCUGUCAACCACCACAAGACAAAAACGAAACCGAACCUGCAUUUAGUGCCAACCCUGUUUCGAUUACAUUGCUGGAAAGCCUCCCUUGGGCGCAGAGGUUGUGUUUACCCAGAGGAGCCUGUGAGCGGGCGUUACUUGUCCCUUCAGAGUUUAGAUCUCGACCCUGCGAAUGUGUUAACCAUUUGCCACGUGGAAAUUCUGGAACAACAAAGAGAACCUGUUAUGAGCAACGUGAGCGGCGUCUACACCGUCUACCCGAAGGAGUGCUGCCCCGUCAGCGUCUACUGCGACAUGGACACCGACGGGGGCGGCUGGACGGUCAUCCAGCAACGUCGGGACGCCCUUCCUCGGGAGGAUUUCUACCGCCCUUGGAGCGACUACGCCCUUGGGUUCGGACACUCGCCUUGCGGGGAGUUCUGGCUCGGCCUCGAGCACAUCCACGCCCUCGCCGACCAGAGGCCCAACGAGCUCAGGAUCGACCUGGAGGACCUCGAGGGCAAAACCCGCUGGGCCAAGUACAGAACCUUCUACGUUGGCGACCGGGACGACCUGUACGCGCUGGGCAUUUCCAGGUAUGAGGGGAACGCCGGGGACGCCAUGGCAGUGCACGAUGGGAACAGAUUCUCUACAAAGGAUUAUGACAACGAUAAAGAGCCUCGCAGCCAUUGCGCGCAAAUGAGUGAAGGCGGUUGGUGGUACAGUAGCCCUUGUCACUAUGCUAAUCUCAACGGCAAAUACCUGAGUGGUUCUCACAAGAGCGUUGGUAAUGGUAUCAACUGGUACCAGUGGCAUGGCAAUUACUAUUCACUGAAGUCUUCUACGAUGAUGAUCAGACCGGCUCCCUGAAAGACUGGAAUAAUGAGUGAAGCCAAAAAUAUUCUGUAUGGGAAUAUUUCUGACUUAUUACCUGUUAUAUGAUUAUUGUUUUCGACGCCAAAUUAUUUACUGAAAGCCAUUCUGAUGCACAAUACAUUAUGGUAUUGCAACACUAACCCAAUUACCUUUGUCGCAAAUUGCAGAUUUUCUUAUUGCCCAAAUGUGCUGUAUACACAUUUCACGUUUAUUUCAUAAAGUUACAUUAAAAUUAUAUUUACCAAAUACAUACGUAUGAUUGUAUCUGAGACAGGGAAGGGGGAAAGCAAGUAAUUCACGAAAGCUUUAAAAAAAAUGUCAAGUUAACAACUGUUCUAUUUUGUACAGUUUAGUGGUUCCUUAGACUAAGUUAAAAGGUACGUAAGAUUAGAGAAAAAUAAAAUUAAGAAUGGAUGGUACCCUAUCACUCAAGACUCUUAUUAAUGCAUAUACAUAUCCGUAUUAACAUACCAUGGUAAAGGCAAAGAAAACAAGAACUUACUUUAUCUUUAUCGCCAUUGAAAUGCAAAGUAGAGGUAAUGACGUAAUGAUUGACGUAAUGACGUAGGUAAUGACGUAAUGAUUGUAUAUGGCGUUUAUAUAUUUUCUUUGGUGACGGUGGUUUCACGGCCCC
Penaeus monodon (black tiger shrimp) is the source of this 2035-nucleotide messenger RNA. RefSeq lists its product as uncharacterized. NCBI's taxonomy places the organism in Eukaryota, Metazoa, Arthropoda, Malacostraca, Decapoda, Penaeidae. The record is from RefSeq and is a predicted model, not a curated record.